AUUGUUAAAAGUUGAAAGUGAGGCUGUGGGAAUGCCCUCUGUCUAUAUAUGGACAUCCUCUUUCCUUCUACAAACCUAACCCAGAUUUCGUUUUCCUGUUUAGUGAGAAAAGAAACUGUUCACUGUCAGAGUUGACCAAUGAGCAAACGUCUGCUAAGAUUUCCAACCAAUAACACUUCAGAAAUUGAAAGGGAAAGUAACCCAGUGUAUAUAAAAGCUGCUGGAUGGCAGUUUGGUUAGCAGACAUGUGGUACAGCAGAAAGCAGCGCUUGACAGAGAAAUCAGGAGCUAUGAAGCGCCUACCAGAAAAUAUUAAGGUGCUUUACAUUGCCAGUGACUGUAUGGAGCCUUAUGUUGAGAUCAUCACUGUGAAAGACUCCAAACGCCGCCAGAGUCUGUGCAGCUCAGAUGACUCUGAGGCAGAAGAGCCCAGUUACAACGAUGUUCUCCCUGUCCUCAGCGACCACAGCCUUCUGCUAGAUGACCACCACUUGGAAAAACUUGCUGCUCACAUGCCAGCAAGGACCCAGGGUUAUCCAUGGCAGCUGGUCUACAGCACAGCCAUCCAUGGGAGCAGCCUGAAGACUCUGUACAGGAACAUGGCUGAGGUGGACAGCCCUGUGCUGCUGGUGGUCAAAGACAUGCACAAAAAGGUGUUUGGGGCUUUUUCUUCAGAUCCAUUCAGAGUCAGUAAAUACUGCUACGGUACCGGAGAAACCUUCUUGUUCAGCUUCAAUCCCGACUUCCAGGUAUACAAGUGGAGCGGGGUGAACUCGUACUUUGUGAGUGGAAACUGGAAUUCAUUGCAGCUCGGUGGAGGAGGGAGUGGCUUUGCCCUGUGGCUGGAUGCUGAUCUGUACCGUGGUUCCAGCUUUUCCAGUCCAACUUUUCACAAUGCACCUCUCUCCACAAAUGAGGACUUUAUUGUACAAGACCUGGAGGUCUGGACUGUGCAGAAUUGACUGUGAACAUCUAAAAAGCCGAGCUAAAAACAAAGCAGGACCUGUUGUUCUGUGUGGAGCUCCCACACUUCAAGGCGUGUGUGCCGUUUAGCCACUACUGUACGUAUCCUGGUGGAGCGUCUGCUGUCGUCUGUGCACCUGGUUCAAAGUUCCUCUUGUACAGUAUGAAUCCAGCUGACGGGGCUCUCGGGCUUUCUGCCUGCUGGAGCUGUGCCUAUUGAAGACGAGUGCCUCCCUGAAAUCGUGUAGUUCAGGGUCAUGCCACUUCAGCUACUGGCUGCUCACCAGCAUCUCUGUGCUAAGCCCAGUCAGUAACUGGCACCUGAAGCUCAAAGACCUCCUAGACUUUCUCUCUGAUUAAAGAGAGCAGCAUUGAAUGAAAAGUUUGCAGCUGCUGUAAUGAGAUUCAAGAUUUAAGAAAGAAUCUAUUUUUAUUUUAUUUUUACAUCAAUGCAUAUUUAUAAAAAGACGAUUUUAAAAGGAUUUUUUACAGUUUGCAUCUUUGUUGAAGUGUCAGUGUGUUGUCAUAUUAAAUUAAGUAUUUAAGAGUAAAAUCACUGUAACACUGGUAGGACCAAAAACAGCUGAUCUGGUUUUAACAUUUUCCAUGUAAGUGAGGACCAAAAUAGAAGCGUUGAAAAUAAUAAGGACAACAUUGCACUACAAAAGCUGAUUGUCUGCUAGAUGUGCUGCUUGAGGAAGAAGGGACCUUAACUGAAAAAUGGAAGUUCUGCUUUAUGUAAAUGAAGCAACCAGCCUGUGAAAAACACUUUGAAUAAAACGUCAAACACAUGGAUUUGACGUCAAGUACACAGAUGUUUAUCAUCUGUGUAUUUAAAUACGCUGUUCAGGAAAUGGUAAAAAAAUGGUAUAUGACUGUCAGGCAGUGCUGGCGCUGCCACUGUUUUCUUGUGAAAUCACAUUAAAAGUUUGUGUUUCCUGUUA
Pelmatolapia mariae (spotted tilapia) is the source of this 1907-nucleotide messenger RNA. Its product is annotated as nuclear receptor coactivator 7-like. The coding region runs from base 225 to 962 and encodes 245 amino acids. The transcript is spliced from 6 exons. Gene Ontology annotation, cellular component: nucleus. Lineage: Eukaryota; Metazoa; Chordata; Actinopteri; Cichliformes; Cichlidae. Gene Ontology annotation, biological process: response to oxidative stress. The record is from RefSeq and is a predicted model, not a curated record.